This is a messenger RNA of Oryza brachyantha (malo sina), 1076 nucleotides long. RefSeq names its product zinc finger A20 and AN1 domain-containing stress-associated protein 4. The record is from RefSeq and is a predicted model, not a curated record. Bases 138 to 662 code for a protein of 174 amino acids. Gene Ontology annotation, molecular function: zinc ion binding; DNA binding. The transcript is spliced from 2 exons. Lineage: Eukaryota; Viridiplantae; Streptophyta; Magnoliopsida; Poales; Poaceae.
UCCCUCCCCCACCUUCCCCUGGAGAGAGACGAGACGCCACCCGCACCGAGCCGAGAGGCGAGAGCUCCUCCUCCUCCUCGCGAUUCCAAUCCGCGCACGCCACCGCCGCCGCCGCCGCGACCAGGAUCAUAGUUGAGAUGGAACACAAGGAGGCUGGCUGCCAGCAGCCCGAGGGACCGAUCCUAUGCAUCAAUAACUGCGGCUUCUUUGGCAGCGCGGCCACCAUGAACAUGUGCUCCAAGUGCCACAAGGAGAUGAUCAUGAAGGAGGAGCAGGCCAAGCUGGCUGCCUCCUCCAUCGAUAGCAUCGUCAAUGGUUGUGAUGGCGGGAAGGAGCAUAUUGUCGCUGGCGGCAGUGGUAGCGCAGCAGUGGCAGUUGCUCAGGUUGAGGCGAAGACACUUAUUGUGCAGCCUGCCGACGUUGCGGGCACCAGCGAGGAAGUUGCUGCAGCUCCCAAGGUCAAGGAAGGGCCGAACCGGUGCGCUACCUGUAGGAAGAGAGUUGGGCUGACGGGAUUCAACUGCCGGUGCGGUAACAUGUAUUGUGCGUUGCACCGCUACUCCGACAAGCAUGAAUGCCAGUUUGACUACCGGACUGCAGCGAGGGAUGCCAUAGCCAAGGCCAAUCCAGUGGUGAAGGCAGAGAAGCUCGACAAGAUCUAAGGCGGCUAGGGGCGUUGAAUGGAUUGCAACCUACAAGAUUUCAACAUCCACUUUUGCUGCUCUAUCCUUGCAAUUCUUGUUGGCUGCUACAUUUCUUAAGUUGUUCAACAUUUGUGAUGCACACUGCAUCAUGGCAGCUGCAAGAAUUCAUCCUCUCAGUCAAGUCAAGUGGUUUGCGUGUUGGGUAUGUUGUGUAAUCUUUAUUCUUGGUGGUUUUCGGUCAGUAUUGUGGUGUCGCAUUUUAGCUAGCUCUGUGAUGUACUAUGUCCCAUGCUUGCUACAUUUCAAUCAGUAAUAGUUAUCAGCAGUGGUCCAUCAUAUUGCCAACAUGUUCCUUAUCCGAUUUUCUUUUUAAGAUUAUUUAUGUAUGCACCUAUAUCUGGUGCACAUUCAAAUUCAUGUAUGUUCAAAGAA